Messenger RNA from Emiliania huxleyi CCMP1516, 369 nucleotides. RefSeq lists its product as hypothetical. NCBI's taxonomy places the organism in Eukaryota, Haptophyta, Isochrysidales, Noelaerhabdaceae. The transcript has 4 exons. The record is from RefSeq and is a predicted model, not a curated record. Bases 1 to 369 code for a protein of 122 amino acids.
AUGCCGGCAGCGGGCGUGGCGAUUUGCUUCAGAGCGUUCGAGAGCGUCCCCACCUCGGGCCUCCAGGGCUCGCACCUCAACCUCUCACAGGCCAGCGCACAGCGCCAAGGAGGAGGUAUUUUUCUUGUCAAUAACAAGGCUGUGAAUCGCGGCGAGAUGCCCUCCAAGUCGGAGCUGCGCGAGCACAUGCUAUCGAGACCUUCCCGGACGGCAGUGACAAUUUACCCGACAUCAAUCGUCGACGGCAACCUCGAGAACUGCGCCUCCAAAGUCGCCCAGAUUCGCCUCUCGCGGCGCGCUGAGUUAGUAUCGCCGGUGCGCCAGCUGGCUCUGCUCCACAGCAGGGCAUGCCUGACUGGCUCCUGCUAG